Molecule: messenger RNA, 1173 nt
Organism: Microthlaspi erraticum
Lineage: Eukaryota; Viridiplantae; Streptophyta; Magnoliopsida; Brassicales; Brassicaceae
Source: the annotation of a GenBank genome assembly
AUGGCUGAUACUCAAGGGAAGGUCAUCACUUGCAAAGCUGCUGUAGCAUGGGGACCAAAGGAGCCCCUUGUAAUACAAGAAAUAUGCGUAGAUCCUCCUCAGAAAUUGGAAGUCCGAGUUAAAAUUCUCUAUACUUCCAUUUGCCACACCGAUCUUGGAGCUUGGUCCGGCGUGAACGAAGCUGAACGAGCAUUUCCAAGGAUUCUUGGCCACGAAGCUGUCGGGGUGGUGGAAAGUGUAGGAGAAGGAGUAAAAGAUGUUAAAGAAGGAGACUAUGUGAUUCCGGCUUUCAAUGGAGAAUGUGGUGAAUGUAGAGUGUGUACGCAAGAAGAGAGUAAUCUCUGUGAGAGAUACAAAGUGGAUCCAAUGAAGAGACUGAUGGUUAGUGAUGGAGGGAGGAGAUUCUCAACAACAACAAACAAGGACGGUGGUUCAUGCGAGAGCCAACGAAUUUAUCACUUCCUUAAUACUUCAACGUUCACAGAAUACACCGUCUUGGACUCGGCUUGCGUCGUCAAGAUCGAUCCUAAUGCUCCUCUUAAGCAAAUGAGCCUCUUGAGUUGUGGUGUCUCCACUGGGGUAGGAGCAGCUUGGAACACUGCCAAAGUGAAGGAAGGAAAAACCACUGCUGUCUUUGGAUUGGGCUCGGUUGGACUCGCUGUGGCUGAAGGUGCGAGAGCUAGAGGAGCUUCUAGGAUCAUUGGUGUUGAUGCUAAUGCUUCCAAAUUUGAGAAAGGUAAACUGAUGGGAGUAACAGACUUCAUAAACCCUAAAGACUCAACUAAGCCAGUACAUGAGAUGAUACAAGAGUUAACAGGAGGAGGCGUGGACUAUAGCUUCGAAUGCACAGGAAACGUUGAUGUUCUUCGUGAAGCCUUUUUAUCUACUCACGUCGGUUGGGGAUCGACGGUGCUAGUAGGAAUAUAUAUGACGCCAAGAACAUUGCCUCUUCAUCCAAUGGAGCUUUUCGAUGGCCGUACAAUCAUUGGUUCUAUUUUCGGCGGUUUCAAGCCCAAAUCUCAACUCCCAGAUUUUGCUCAACAGUGCAUGAAAGGGGUUGUGAAGUUGGAACCUUUUAUUACCAAUGAGCUUCCGUUUGCGGAGAUAAACGAUGCUUUUCAGCUGCUCCGCGAUGGAAAAUCUCUUCGAUGUAUUCUUCAAAUCGCCAAAUGA